AACUCCCCACCACCCCCCCAAAAAAAAGGGAUUCAUUCAUUUAUUUAAUUUUUUGAAAUAAACGGUGUUUUCCCUUCUGUUCCCGACUCGCACGCGUCUCGACUGACAACCGCUGCUUCAAAAUGGGGUACGGGCGGUCGGACAGCUAUCGCGUGGCCACCACGCAGGAGGACAAAGAUGGCAAGGGCUCCCCCAAGAAGGGCAAGAGCAAGGACCUGGAUGAUCUGAAGAAGGAAGUGCCCCUGACGGAGCACAAGAUGUCUGUGGAGGAAUGCUGCCGCAAGUUCAACACAGACGUGGUGCAGGGUCUGACUCUGGCGAAGGCUGCAGAGUUUCUGGUGCGGGACGGCCCCAACGCGCUCACCCCCCCUCCCACCACCCCAGAGUGGGUGAAGUUCUGCAGGCAGCUGUUCGGAGGAUUCUCCAUCCUGCUGUGGACCGGAGCCUUGCUCUGCUUCCUUGCGUACGGAAUCCAGGCCGGUAUGGAGGACGACCCCGCGGGAGACAAUCUGUACCUGGGCAUCGUGCUGUCAGCUGUGGUCAUCAUCACCGGCUGCUUCUCCUACUACCAGGAGGCCAAAAGCUCCAAGAUCAUGGAGUCCUUCAAGAACAUGGUGCCCCAGCAAGCCUUGGUGAUCCGCGAGGGAGAGAAGCUGCAGAUCAACGCUGAGGAGGUGGUGGCUGGAGACCUGGUGGAGGUGAAGGGAGGGGACAGGAUCCCUGCCGACCUCAGGAUCGUCUCCGCACACGGCUGCAAGGUGGAUAACUCCUCCCUGACUGGCGAAUCAGAACCCCAGACCCGAUCACCUGACUGUACCCAUGACAACCCCCUGGAAACGAGGAACGUCGCCUUCUUCUCCACCAACUGUGUGGAAGGCACAGCCCGUGGUAUCGUGGUUUGCACGGGAGACCGCACGGUGAUGGGCCGCAUCGCUACUCUCACCUCGGGGCUGGAUUCGGGCAAGACCCCCAUCGCCAAGGAGAUCGAGCACUUCAUCCACAUCAUCACGGGCGUGGCCGUGUUCCUGGGCAUCUCCUUCUUCAUCCUGUCCAUCGUGCUGGGCUACAGCUGGCUGGAGGCCGUCAUCUUCCUCAUCGGCAUCAUCGUGGCCAAUGUGCCAGAGGGGCUGCUGGCUACUGUCACUGUGUGUCUGACCCUCACUGCCAAGCGCAUGGCUCGGAAGAACUGCCUGGUGAAGAACCUGGAGGCCGUGGAGACUCUGGGAUCCACGUCCACGAUCUGCUCCGACAAGACCGGCACCCUCACCCAGAACAGGAUGACCGUGGCUCACAUGUGGUUCGACAACCAGAUCCACGAGGCAGACACCACUGAGGACCAGUCCGGAGCCUCAUUCGAUAAGAGCUCCGCGACCUGGGUGGCCCUGUCUCGCGUGGCGGCCCUGUGCAACCGCGCCGUGUUCAAGGGGGGGCAGGAGGGGCUGCCCAUCCUGAAGAGGGACGUGGCGGGGGAUGCCUCCGAGUCGGCCCUGCUCAAGUGCAUCGAGCUCUCCUGCGGCUCCGUCAAACUCAUGAGGGAGAAGAACAAGAAGGUGGCAGAGAUCCCCUUCAACUCUACCAACAAGUACCAGCUCUCGGUGCACGAGACGGACGAUGUGAAUGAUAACCGCUACCUGUUGGUGAUGAAGGGAGCUCCGGAGCGCAUCCUGGACCGCUGCUCCACCAUCCUUCUGCAGGGCAAGGAGCAGCCCAUGGAUGAGGAGAUGAAGGAAGCUUUCCAGAACGCUUACCUGGAGCUGGGGGGCCUGGGGGAGAGGGUGCUGGGUUUUUGUCACCUGCUGAUGGCUGAGGACCAGUACCCCAAGGGCUUUGCCUUCGACUGCGAUGACGUCAACUUCCAGACGGAUAACAUGUGCUUCGUGGGGCUCAUGUCCAUGAUCGACCCCCCCAGGGCGGCCGUGCCCGACGCUGUGGGCAAGUGCCGCUCCGCCGGCAUCAAAGUCAUCAUGGUGACCGGAGACCACCCCAUCACAGCCAAGGCCAUCGCCAAGGGGGUGGGCAUCAUCUCCGAGGGCAACGAGACUGUGGAGGACAUCGCCGCCAGGCUCAAUAUACCUGUGAGCCAGGUCAACCCCAGAGAUGCCAAGGCCUGUGUGAUGCAUGGCACAGACCUGAAGGAGCUGUCUCAGGAGCAGAUCGACGAUGUGCUGAGAAACCACACGGAGAUUGUGUUUGCCAGGACCUCCCCCCAGCAGAAACUCAUCAUUGUGGAGGGCUGCCAGCGACAGGGUGCAAUCGUUGCCGUGACGGGUGAUGGAGUGAAUGACUCUCCCGCCCUGAAGAAAGCCGACAUUGGCGUUGCCAUGGGGAUUGCGGGUUCCGAUGUGUCCAAGCAGGCUGCCGACAUGAUCCUAUUGGACGACAACUUCGCCUCCAUCGUCACAGGAGUGGAGGAAGGUCGUCUGAUCUUUGACAAUCUGAAGAAGUCCAUUGCGUACACCCUGACCAGCAAUAUCCCUGAGAUCACCCCCUUCCUGCUCUUCAUCAUGGCCAACAUCCCGCUGCCCCUGGGCACCAUCACCAUCCUGUGCAUCGACCUGGGCACCGACAUGGUCCCUGCGAUCUCAUUGGCUUACGAAGCAGCCGAGAGUGACAUCAUGAAGAGACAGCCCAGGAACCCCCGAACUGACAAGCUGGUGAACGAGAGGCUAAUCAGCAUUUCAUACGGACAGAUAGGAAUGAUCCAGGCUCUGGGCGGGUUCUUCAGCUACUUUGUGAUCCUGGCUGAGAACGGCUUCCUGCCGUCCAUACUGCUGGGCAUCCGACUGAACUGGGAUGACCGGGCCAACAAUGACCUGGAGGACAGCUAUGGGCAACAGUGGGGGCACUACCUGCAGCGGGAGUCGCUCCGAAUGGGGGGAGUUCAAGUGAGUAACCCCCCCCCCACCUCCAAAAAAAAAAAAAAAAAAAACAUUUUACAGUUUAAAAUCCAAUUAUUGGGAGUCCAUCUAAUUAUACCCUUCCCCCUCUCCUCCAGGCCCAGUUGGUGGUUCUGUGCUUUCCCCUACAGCUUCCUGAUCUUCGUUUACGAUGAAGUUCGUAAACUCAUCCUGCGCAGAAACCCUGGAGGCUGGGUCGAAAGGGAAACCUACUAUUAAACUGUUACCUGCCCCCUCUUUCAAUCCACCCCGCCCUGCCCCGCCCCACCCAUCACAUCACAUGGAACGCUCAACACAAGCAAAACCACAGCGUGGAGGAAACUGGCCCUCUCUCUCUCUCUCUGAGCCCAACUUCAGUCUCUUGUCUGUUUUUUUGUUUUUUAUUUGUAAGUCAUGUUUCAGUAAUGUCCCACAUUGUUAUUGCUGUUUAAUUACUUGCAGUGCUAUUUAUUAUUGUUUGAAUGUUUUGGGUUUCUGAUAUUGUAUGUUGUGGUUUUUAAAAGUUGACAACGGGUUGUUUUUUGGGCCCGUUCCACUAUUGACCGUCCUAGUCGAAUACAGCUUUCUGUCUCGCUUUUCUGCUUCAAUAAUGACCACGCGUUACUCAAUAUAUGGACCGGGCUGGGUUCAUGCUGGGGUCACACUAGCUUCAACCGCAACUUUCCUAUACUCGAGAAGGCUAUCCAGAUCCAGCCCAGCGCGUGGGAGUGGACCAGACUUGUUUUUAUACUGGUCUUUGUUACAUCAACUUAUACUGAUUCUUGGUCAAGUGCUAACGGUUUUGAAUUACUUUUAAUAAAACAGGAAUAUAUAUUCUAGACAAAAAUGUACACUAGAACAUUUAGAAGCAGGCCAGAGAAUGCAGGAUCGAGAGAGAGGCUGUUGUUUCAAGUAAUGACUUCCCCUAAGCAUCUACUUUCUGUUCUCUGUCCGUCCUUUAAUUUGCUCCCCCCUCGUAGCUGCUGUUCCCUCUAGUCUGUGGGAAAGCCCCCAACCCCCUUGAAUUCACCACAGCGCUGUGUCAUGGACAGUCUCGUCAGUACAGGGAAACACACAAGUAUGUGUGUGUGUGU
Molecule: messenger RNA, 3970 nt
Organism: Polyodon spathula (Mississippi paddlefish)
Lineage: Eukaryota; Metazoa; Chordata; Actinopteri; Acipenseriformes; Polyodontidae
Product: sodium/potassium-transporting ATPase subunit alpha-3-like
Exons: 19
Coding region: 123-3116 (997 amino acids)
Biological process (GO): proton transmembrane transport; potassium ion import across plasma membrane; intracellular sodium ion homeostasis
Cellular component (GO): membrane
Molecular function (GO): P-type sodium:potassium-exchanging transporter activity; ATP binding; ATP hydrolysis activity
Source: RefSeq, a predicted model, not a curated record